UGCUCUUUUCUUCUCAAACACCUCCUUUUCCUCCCUGCCUGCUUGCCUGCCCAAACCGAUCGAUCCUCCAUUACCUACUACCAUAAUGAGACGGCAGCCAGGCAGCAUGAUCCCGCCUCAUUGCUUCUGCGCCAAACCGGCCAUCCGAAUCCACACAGAGUACGAGGGCCUCGUCUUUGAGUGCCACUACACCUGCCCUUUCCUGUGGCUCGAGCACCGGACAGGGCCCUUCUCUCCUCAAGACAGCGAAAGCAGUCUCCCUGCCAAAAACACCCCGGGCUCGUCGCGGUCAACCCCCACCUCGCAGCCGUCGCCUGUCCUCAGCACUUGCAGGGACUCACAUUCACCCUUUCAAUCCCCAGACAAGGCUAAGACACGCGAGGCUAUCAAGGAUGUUGUUGACUCGCUCAUGUCCAUCACUAAGAAGGACCCUUCUUUGCCCUGGGGCGUAGUAUCGAGAGACCAACAGCGGUUCAGCAGGAAUAAACCCCGAAGCGACAGUUCCUUCCACGACAGCAGCAAUAGCUAUCAUCAACCUUCCAAACAGAAAACUUUGGCUACUAGCAGCAUAUCCGCAAAGAUUGUCACUUCGUCCAGCAGGCCGCAGGUACUUGUAUGCGGGUUCCAUUUACAUGAAUCCAAUUGGGAGCUGUUCAAGCGCCUAGUCAAGGAGCAUAACUCCGGUUGGAGUGGCGCCAUGUCGGAGGAGGCAAUCUCUAGUAAAGAAGAGGGCCAGUUGGCACGGCAACAUCUUGAGAUCGUACUCAGGCACAAGGAUAUUCGCAUCCAGCUGCUGCUGCUGGCUGAAAAGAUUGGAUGUGACAAUAAUACCACAACAGUUCGUCGUUGGGUCAACCACAAAGACGGAGCGGAUGGAAAGACAACGUUGACGAGAGGACCGCCGAUUUGCUUCUGCAGACAGAAAAUGAAAUUGUCGUGGACCUUCAAUGGAUCGGGUUCGAAUGCAGCGUAUUUUUGCGCACAGCGACUUGCCGAUGCGAAAGGCGGCUGCAGUAUGAUGAGGAAGGUUGAUCGGUGGGCUCAAUUUCAAGCCCCGGACCCAAUUCAUACGCUCGCACCGAUACAAAGAGCAGCGGCAGCGGACAGUCUCGAUACAGACAACGGUGCUGAUACUGAUGAGGUCGAUUACUCAAGCGAUACAACGAGCGAUUAUCGACGAUCCGAGAACAACCAAGGGGAAGACAUGCAGCUUAAUUCGGCAGGCGCAGGGGAAGUAGAGCAUGAGGAAUCGGAGAUGGAGCAGGAAAGGGCUGUCGAGGAAUCAUGGUCUGAUACUGAGGGUCUGUGGGACAAUUGUGUCAGCUCCGUAAGACCUCCGACAACAGGAUCUGCUACGAGACGUAGAUUGCGUCCGUUACCUAUACCAGAAGGACACGAGGAUUCUGAUGGCGAAGUCGAUGGAUUUGGUUCGAAGAGCAAGACAAGUUCUAGAUCGCCCAUAGGAUCGUCAGCAAUGUUGCCCACUGAAGCGGAGUUCACAAAUGGGGGACACGAAUCAGCAGGUUCUGCUGCAGAGGAUUGUAUUCAGGAUGAGAACAGGUCCCGACAUGACGUGGUCCUCGACGGUGAUCUCGCUCAGUGGCACGCUAACGACCACAACAGCUCAUUGUACGAAGACUCGGUGCCCACAAAAUCUUUGCCCCCGCCCCCAGAGUCUUCCGGAGACAUGUCGAUAUACCUUGGACAGGAUCUGAUCAGUACAAUAGACGACCUAACGGAUCGUCUAAGGUUCGCGCACCAGACGUUAGAGCCCGAGGCAGCGAUGGUUGGAGACAAGCUUAAGGAGAUUGUGGCCCGAUUACAGCGGUGGCGAGAUUCCACAGGUCGGCUAAAGGAAUAUGCGGGCGUGCUUUACGAGGAUGGACUUGACAACCCGACGCUCAAGUGUCGUCGAUGUAAGGAGGGUCCGCUGUUGCGUGUAAAUGUGCCGUGCUUUCAUCUGGUGAUGUGCGACAGCUGCAUCUAUGAGCAUCAAUACUGUGUUAUCUGCCAUUCCGGGAUCGAGACGAGUCGGAGGAUCUAUUGGGGAUAAUGCGGAAUGUUAUUGCGCCCAUGAACAAGCAUAGCGCGUUAUUUUUGCGAUACCGACCAGAGAGCGAGACAGUUUGAAGGAUGUGUUGAUGUAUCGAUGCAUUAUCGAUAGGCUAUUCGCGAGUGAAAUAAGAUGAGUUAUGGACGUGAACAUGGGUUGCAUGCACUGCUUCUUUGCUCUUUCAAUUCAUUUCCAGCUCCAGCCAUUGGAAGCUGUGGUUUGCCAGUGUGAACUCAAAAGAAAAUA
Gamsiella multidivaricata is the source of this 2299-nucleotide messenger RNA. RefSeq lists its product as uncharacterized. The record is from RefSeq and is a predicted model, not a curated record. Lineage: Eukaryota; Fungi; Mortierellomycota; Mortierellomycetes; Mortierellales; Mortierellaceae. The transcript has a single exon. The coding region runs from base 86 to 2053 and encodes 655 amino acids.